Rhipicephalus microplus (southern cattle tick) is the source of this 1545-nucleotide messenger RNA. RefSeq lists its product as uncharacterized. NCBI's taxonomy places the organism in Eukaryota, Metazoa, Arthropoda, Arachnida, Ixodida, Ixodidae. The record is from RefSeq and is a predicted model, not a curated record.
AUGGCGCAGAUGGGCGAUGCUCGGGCCGCUGUGUGCUGCGACUUUUUGCAGUGCCUCGCAGAUCUUGAAGGGACUCGAGACAAGCCGACGCUAGACGAAGAAGACCUGUACAUUCCUAGCCCUCGCGAAGCCGAGCUGACCGAGAAAGUCUGUGAAGAAGACUGCGUCAUAGCCUUCGGGCCAGCCGAGCUUAGGCGUCAGCUGUGCCUUACCGUAGUACGGCAAAAGCUGUCCUCACUCGCCGUCAUCGUUGGCCAUCAAAUGGCCAAAGACGACUACUUCGUGAACUACCUACGGAUACUGCUUCCAGCUGAAAUCCGCAUCGUGCCUUCCGCGUCAUCUUGGCAGCGAGGGGCCGAUGCCUGCGUGUACUUGAUGGAGCCCGACGUGCUGUGGUGCCUCUUGGACAACGGCGUUAUCGGUGCAGCCGAGAUAAAUGUUCUAGUUUUGCGUGAUUUUGAGCACUAUCUGAACCCCGGCCACGCCUAUCGUAAGAUAGUGCCUUGCUUCCAGAAGGUGUCUAGACGAAGCACGGGCUCGUUGCAAUCAAUGUGGUUGUUAGCGCUCGCUGAUGAUCUCAAAUCCUGCUGCCUGGGUGGUCUCGAAAGCGACCUGGAAAAACUGAGGACACCGCUGAAGCUAAUAUGUAGCCUGGCAACGCCCGUGAGGCCACACGCCAAGGAAGCGGUUCUCGAAGUCUGCUUCCUCGAGUUGGACUGGCAGGCGCAAGUAGGCUCCAUUGUGUCCAGUUCCGAUGACCCAGAAGUACAGGAAGUUGGUACAACGCUUCGUGAGCGAGGCAUUGUGGCGGCUUGCUGUUUAGCGAAAAAGAUGAUGAUGGCCAAUCCACGCGCGGAGCUGCAAGCAUUUUUGGCGCAGUGCGAGAACCUCAUGACGAAGCUGAAAGGAGACGCUGUCAUAAACAACGCUCAGGGAAAGACGCUAGCCCUCAUGCCGACCGUGGCUUCUCGGCGAGACCUGAAGCGUUGGCUUCAGAGCCAGGACUCCAUGAAGGUUGCAGAAGAGCUCGAAGACAUGGAUUUGAUGUCAGUAUUUGUCUUCGUGGCGACAUCUGCGGAUAUACCGACGUUGAGACAAUACAACUGGGACAUUGUGGUUUUCUGUGACUUGCCUUUCGGCGUCCACUGCGAUGCGUUGCUAGAAAAAUCCAAUCACGCCAUCGUUCUGGCUACAGAACCACAGUGGAAGAGGUGGAACGAAGCGUUAGAGUUGCACGAUGAGUUGGAAAAUCUGCUUCUGCGCGUAAACCAGUCGUAAAGUAAGCUGUUCCACAAAAACGAGAAAAACGGACCUUGCCUAAAUUUCGUGCCACGCCUCGCACUUUGAUUUAUUUAUGCGCUUACGCACAUGAAAACAGGCACUGAGGCGAUCAGUAUUCAGUUAUUGGCAUUUGCUUUAAAUGAGUGCAGACUCAGAAAUUUCACAUAUUGUUGUUUUAUCUUGUCUAGUUUUCCCGCUUUUCUUUUCAGUGGGUACAGCUAUACAUUUGAUUUUACCUUUCAUUAAAAUUUCACUUGAAAGUAG